ACAACUCAACCUAGUCCGGUUGGUUGUUAAUUCUCCUCUCCUCCCGCCUUUGGCUGCUGCGUGGGGUAUUUUUGUAUUUUGCGGUGAAAUUCUCCCAGAGCGUUCUCUAGCUGCGGGUUUUAUCUAUUGGUUGCUUGUAUCCUUGGAUACACGAGGAUUGGCAUCCUAUCCGGCUACUUGCUAAGAAGCGUUACGUAUAUAACUACCCCCUCAUGCCCGGCUGGCAUGUUCCCUUUCUCGCAGUCUUUCUUGACAUGCUGCUGCAACCUGUUCUUGCGCGUCCCACGCCUCCUACCGGAUCGGAUCAAAAGUCUCAGCGUCCGGUUUUUCCAUAACUAUAUGAAUGCGUCUUGUGACCCGGGACUGUCAUCGCAUCCAUUUCGUCAUCCCUUCAACCUGAUAGCCCGCCAGUUUGUCCACUCUUCUCCUGUGUCCGGUUGCCGGUCCUCAAUAAUAACAUUAAGUAGACAUCGUGGGCUGUCAUCAUAAAUACUAUACGUUUUGGGGAGGCUGCGAAAUCAUAUUUCCUGCUGCUUGAGGAAGUUUUGCCGGCGCAUCUCUCCAGCCAGUCAAAGUCGCAUUUGAGCCAGGCAUUGGUGCCAAAAGUCUCCAGAGAGCUCAUUCAUUUGCCUUUUUGUGUGGAAUAGUGCAUUGUUUAUAUUGACCGUUUCUUCUUGACGUGUUUAUUUCUGCCCUUUGAGUCUACUCUUCUUUUUUAUUUCCUUUUGUUUUUUAUUUUAUUUUUGUCACUGAACGAGCAGUUGCAGUUUAUUUCUGUUCUUAAUGCGAUGUAUAGUGGAUAGCAGUGGUUACCAUUCUCUAUUAACGGUUUACAUGGGGCCUCGUCUUCCUCUAUCCGACGGAAUGCCAUGGUAGAAAUCAACGACCAAACCGCGCUGCUGGCAUGCCCUGAUGCAGAUGGCCGCGGGGAUCAACAUGUCGGAUCAAGAACAUCUAUAUCACUUGAUAUUGGGGCCUCUAGUAGGCGCCGGUGGUCUCAUUUUGACAGAAAACAUACCGCUUUCUCACUGAGGGAACGCUGCGUUACUGUCUCCGUUGUGCUAUGCUUGAUGCUGAUAUGCACGGUGUUUAUUUACGCAUUCGUUGUCCGUAAUUCUGGUCGCGACCUGGUAUGCAGCACAGUGCAAAAUGGAUACCAAUGCCACCAAAAGUACUCCCAAUCAUGGGGCCAAUAUUCUCCUUUCUUUUCUCUGCAAACUAUCUCAGAGAUAUCUCCACAGGUUCCCAUUGGUUGCACUAUUACUUUCGUCCAAGUUCUCUCGAGACAUGGAGCAAGAUAUCCAACCGAAAAAAAGUCUGCGAUUUACUCGCAACUCAUUAAGCGCAUCCAGGAUCGUACAGAGACAUACCUUGGAGAUUUCGCAUUUCUAGAAUCCUUCACUUAUCCUCUGCAAUCUGAAGAUCUUACGUCAUUUGGGGUGUCUCAGAUGAUAGACUCUGGAACUAAAUUCUACCGUCGUUAUCGGCACCUAACCAAAGAAUCCAACAUUUUUAUCCGAGCAUCAGGCUCUCCACGGGUAAUCGUGUCUGCAGAGAAAUUCAUCGACGGCUUCCAUCAAGAGAAACUAUCUGACCCGUCUGCAACCGAUAAAUCCCGCAAACCGUCUAUCGGCGUGGUAAUCAGCGAAGAACCGGGCUCCAACAAUACUCUAGACCACGCCAACUGCAACCUCUUUGAAGAUGCCAAACCAGGCCUAGUUGCACAGGCAGAGUUCACAAAAGUCUUUGCGGCCCCAAUCCUGAAGCGCGUCAACUCCCACCUUAUCGGCGCGAACCUCGACAUCGCUGACAUCCCCUACCUAAUGGACCUCUGCUCUUUCCACACCGUCGCCAUCACCCCAGACGCAAGCACCAUCUCUCCCAUCUGCACCCUCUUCACCGACGAAGAAUGGACCCAAUACGACUACUACAACACCCUAGGAAAAUACUACGGGCACAGCACUGGAAACCCACUCGGCGCCAGCCAGGGCGUCGGCUUUGUCAACGAGCUCAUAGCCCGCCUAACAAACACGCCAGUCACAGACUCCACCACCGUCAACCAUACGCUCGACUCUAGCCCACACACCUUCCCACUAGACCUGCCCCUCUACGCAGACUUUAGCCACGAUAAUACCAUGGUAUCCAUCUUCACAGCCCUGGGGCUCUUCAACGGCACGGUGCCCCUCCCCAACACGACCGUGCGCAGUCCGGCGGAGAGCAAGGGCUUUUCCGCCGCCUGGAUGGUCCCGUUUGGCGCCAGGGCGUACAUAGAGAAGAUGGAAUGUGAUUCGACGCCUAUGGCGAGGGAGCCGCUGGUUCGGGUGCUGGUUAAUGACCGCGUCGUGCCAUUGCAUGGGUGUAAAGUUGAUGCGUUGGGGAGGUGCCGGUUGGAGGACUUUGUAGAGGGGUUGAGCUAUGCGAGGGGAGGGGGGGAUUGGGGGAAGUGUUUUAUUUGAAAUUCUUUGUUCUCUUUCUUUUUUAAAAAAAUCAAAUGAACGGGUACGGUGAUGGGAGUUAAGGGACCUGGUCCAGGAGGGAUUUGUCUCCUUUUUAUUUAUUUUACCCCUUUUUUUCCUUUUCCAUUUUUUGCGUUGCAUCGUCCCCUGAUGAUGCUUCGACUAAACCCUGCCUCUACCCCGGCCUCUUCCGUUGUUUUUCAACCUUUCCGUGAUAUUGGCACAAACUGGCUGUCCGUACCCCUGUCCCCCUGCUUUCCCCCUUCUUUUCUUUUCUUUUCUUGUCAUUUUUUUUUUUUGUAUGUUCCUAGCAUGUUAAUGUUUCAUGUCCAUGUUGCACGGCCUCACGACUUUUCACGUUUCAGCAAAGACGAUCUGGGUAUACAACGAAUCCAAUCUACACCACCGAUAGAGAGAUAAACAAAAGACGAUUUUUCUUAAGAUAACUCGUUUUAUUUUUAUUUUUAUUUUUAUUUUUUUGCCGAUAAACUUAUUAAAUAUUGAUGCGCAGCAGGCACUCUGUUUUGAUUAGGUACCGUCCCACGGAUAAAACAUAGUUAUUGACAUCAGAACUAGUUUGUUAACAAAAGAUCACAUGCCAUCUUUGGUGGGCUUUUUUCUCUUCAAAAUAAUUACACUUAAUUCUCACGGACAUAAUACACAUGACUCAUCUAUAUCAUACAUGGAUAGGUGCUUGUUUAGCUGCCAGUUCUUCGAGAGGGGAAAAGGGGGUCCGGGUGGAUCGAUAGAUCUCGCACCAUAUAAAUGUGGAAGGUGUAAAGCUUUCUUGAUUGAAAAGGUUGCUAGCUGUGAGAAGUUAUUGUUGGCCGUUACGGCCGUUGCGGUUAGCGAUCCCACUAGAUCACAUGACCCACCACUAUAUUAUGUUCUUGUAGAUAGAUCUAUCAAUACAAUCUUCAACUAUUCUACAGAUUAUAGCCUGAAUGAUA
This is a messenger RNA of Blastomyces dermatitidis ER-3, 3406 nucleotides long. Its product is annotated as 3-phytase. The coding region runs from base 870 to 2456 and encodes 528 amino acids. The record is from RefSeq and is a predicted model, not a curated record. Gene Ontology annotation, molecular function: acid phosphatase activity. Lineage: Eukaryota; Fungi; Ascomycota; Eurotiomycetes; Onygenales; Ajellomycetaceae. The transcript is spliced from 2 exons.